GCCUGGGCUGAGAGCCUCGGGACAGGCCGAGUCGGCGGGUCCUGGGAGCCGCGGGUCCGGGUUGCCAGCGGACCCACUUCACUUUCUGGGGGCUGGGGUCCGCGUGGACACGCCGGGUCCGGAGCCGCCGAGUUGUUGGGGUUGAGCUGCGAAUAGCUUGGGCUCUGUGAGUAGCCCACGUGCUCGGCCGGUGUACUCAGGUACCCGGACUGAGCGCACGGAAAGUUUGGAGGCUGGACGGGGAGGGUGUUGCCCGGCUUCGCUCCUGCGCGCUGUGGCUGUCAGUAGGAGCUCGGACGCCACGCGGGCUGCGCCUCCCGGGUUUAUUUCCUUACUGCUUUGUUCUGAAGACAAAAUAAUGCCAAAGAAAGCAAAGCCUGCAGGGAAUGGGAAGGAAGAGGGGCCUGUUCCAUGUAAGCAGGUGAAAGUGGAGGCUGCUGGUGUGCCUUCCGCUUUAAAUUUCGACAGCCCCAGUGCUCUCUUUGAAAGUUUAAUCUCACCCAUCAAGACAGAGACUUUUUUUAAGGAAUUCUGGGAGCAGAAGCCCCUUCUCAUUCAGAGAGAUGACCCUGCACUGGGCAUGUAUUACCAGUCCCUGUUCAGGUUAACAGAUCUGAAGAGCCUGUGCAGCCUGGGUCUGUACUAUGGAAGAGAUGUUAAUGUCUGUCGGUGUGUCAGUGGAAAGAAGAAGGUUUUAAAUAAAGAUGGCAAAGCUCACUUUCUUCAGCUGAGAAAAGAUUUUGAUCAGAAAAGGGCAACAAUUCAGUUUCACCAACCUCAGAGGUUUAAGGAUGAGCUUUGGAGGAUCCAGGAGAAGCUGGAAUGUUACUUUGGCUCCUUGGUUGGCUCUAAUGUGUACAUCACUCCCCCAGGAGCCCAGGGCCUACCCCCCCACUAUGAUGAUGUUGAGGUGUUCAUCCUGCAGCUGGAGGGACAGAAACAUUGGCGCCUCUACCACCCCACCGUACCCCUGGCACGGGAGUACAGCGUGGAGGCUGAGGACAGGAUUGGGCAGCCCACACAUGAGUUCACGUUGAAGCCAGGUGAUUUGCUGUACUUUCCCCGAGGGACCAUUCAUCAAGCGGAUACACCUCCACGGCUGGCCCACUCUACUCAUGUGACCAUCAGCACCUACCAGAACAAUUCAUGGGGAGAUUUCCUUUUGGAUACCAUUUCUGGGCUUGUGUUUGAUGCUGCAAAGGAAGAUGUCAAGUUACGGGCUGGCAUACCCCGGCAACUACUCUUGCAGGUGGAAACCACAACUGUUGCAACAAGAUUAAGUGGCUAUCUGAGGAUGCUUGCAGACCGAUUGGAGGGCACCAAAGAACUGCUUUCAUCAGACAUGAAGAAGGAUUUUGUUAUGAGCAGACUGCCACCUUACUAUGUUGGGGAUGGAGCAGAGCUCUUAAUGCCAGGUGGAAAGUUACCAAGGUUGGACAGCGUAGUGGGAUUGCAGUUUAAAGACCACAUUGUCCUCACAGUAGGACCAGAUCAGGAUCGAUCUGAUGAAACUCAAGAAAAGAUGGUUUAUAUCUACCAUUCCUUAAAGAACAGGAGAGAGACACACAUGAUGGGAAAUGAGGAGGAAACAGAGCCUCAUGGACUUCGCUUUCCUUUAUCACAUAUGGAUGCACUGAAGCAAAUUUGGAACAGUUCAGCUAUUUCUGUCAAGGACCUGAAACUUAAUACAGAUGAGGAAAAGGAGAGUCUGGUAUUAUCUCUCUGGACAGAAUGCUUAAUCCAAGUAGUCUAGUGCCUUUGCAGAAUAAAGUUCUAUUUUACAUGUACAUAUCUUUAAAAGAAAAAGCAAAGAGCCAUGAGCCAAAGAGAAGAUGAAUGCAACUUUCCUUACUUGUGUAUCUAAUAACAUGAGGCUUACCGUUACAGAUAGUCAAAUGGCCAUAGGUACUUACAGAAAGACAUGGAACAGCAGAUUACUAAGUGUCCCAGAAAGUGACAAAAACAUAUUUUUGGCAAGUUUAUUUUAUUUAAUCCAGUGUGGUAGAAAAAGCACAACUCCAAUAUAUGUAUCAUUUAAAUUUAAAUGUCAUUACUUGGCUUUGUUCUUUGGAAGAAACAACUUUUUUUAAGAGCCUGAUUGGCUCUAGCAAAUUUUUAAACAAUUAACAUGAAAAAAAAAUUCAGCUUGGAUUUUUACAAUGAAAAUAUACAUAUCUUUAUGUAUGCACAAGCCCCCACCCAUACCCCCAUCCCAUUAAAGUUACUCCUGUAACAAGUUUCAUUAAAUAAUACUGCCACACCAGAGAGGCACUCACAUCUAUGGGCCUAAGGGAGUUUUACAGAUGCUGCUUGAAAGAUAUCGAGAAGAGCCUGAGAUUGAAGGGGGGAUACCUAAUAGUAUUUACAUCAAAAGCCCAGGUUUCUAUAAAAAUACUCAAAGUAGUGGGUCUGUGUCUGAGAUUAAACUAUUUACUGUUAUUUUACAUUCUAAAGUGCAUAUACAUUGAUAUUUUAAAAAUAUCACUGGAUAAUUUAAUCUUUAUAAAAAUAGAACAGACAUUUUUCUACUGUCUGGCAAAAGUUGGGGAUGAAGGGAACAGUUGCCUCAAUGUAAGUUUAAAUCCAACUCAGGAGGGAAAAAUGCUUGUGAAUUGUAUAAAGGUGGUAAUGAUUACUUAAAACUAAGUUAAAGAUGAUUUCCUACCUGAUUUUGCUUUAGUAAAAGCUAUUUUAAAAGGGAGUGGAAAAACUAUAGCAUUUUCUGUCAUUUAGUAGAGAAAUCAGCUCCACCUUUACUUGAAAAGUAAAUUGGUAAGGUCAGGUUUCAAAUACUUUGUUUUUAUUUGAACAUUUGAAAUUCACUUUUCUUCAGGUACACAAAGGAAAAAAGAAAAAUUUGACUAUUCCUAUGUUUAGGUGAUACGGUCUUUAUUAACACUUCUCCUUGAGGGCAGAUCAUGCAAAAUCUAGGGUGAGGUGUCUGCACCGGGAUGUGUAAACAUUGGUUAGUAUCUUGUCCCCACCGAGGGAAGUCUUUGUUAAUUCAGAACAAGGUUGGCCACAGAAAAUACUCCAAAUUGUGCCUUUUUACUAAAAAAAGCUGAGUCCCUCCCUGGGGUCAGUUACAAGUAUAGAUACUUAUAACGCUUCAGUUAUAAAUGCCUCAAUGGAGAACCUUUAAAAAGUUUAUGUAAUACAGCAGCUCAACAGGAAGGUUCAUUAAAUAAGUUUUCAUAUGCUGUUAAAAAUUUUUAAUCUCUUUGCAAAAGUAUGACAACCUAUAGGUAUCCUGUGCCUGACACUCAUACAGCAUCUACUAGGAUAUGAGUAACUAAUACAGGGUGACAGUGUCACCAGUGUCCUAUAAAGACUAACAGAAAUAGGAUUCACGUUUGGUGGAUGGAAGAGAAAGUACAUACUUUAAGAAACUUUCUUACCAAAACUGGAGAUCAAUCAGGAAUAGAACCUUUCCCAGAAAUUCAAAGUGUCUUUAUAUAAUAUAUUCUUCAUAGGAACAAUGAAUAGCUGGCAGGACUGUUUUUGGAUUUUUCAUGGUUAAAAGCUGUAGUCUUGAAGCUUGAGAAAAAAGUUCAUUCUGCUCCAUGAUCCAGGAGUCUGAAGGAACGGGCUUAUUUUUCACAUGUGCAAAACAAAUGAGGGAUGUCUGGUUCCUUAUUUUUGCUCUUUCUAGGGAUGUUGUUUCUCUCACAAUAUUUCAAUGACCCAUUUCUGUGUUUCUUCUCCCUCCAGGGGUUGAUUUACAAUUACAUGAGUUUUGUCAUAAUAAUUUCCUCCUAAAAUAGAAGUUCCAAAGGAAAAGAUUAUUUUUUCAUGCAGGUGCUCAGGAAUUUCACAAGCAGCUUUCAUUCAGCCCACUGUUUGGGUAUAUUUAGUGUAUCAUUUACAAAGCAGUCUGAAAUUGGAAACUGAAUUUAAACAGGUUUAGCCACUAUUCACCUCAAAUUUGACCUUACUAUGACUAAAUUGAAAACCUAAAAGACAUAAUACAUGGUUGCAUAAGCAGUGUGCUUUAACAAUGAGAUUCUUGAGAACAAAAUGCUAAGAGACAGCUCUGGUUGAAUGUCAAGUACUGUGUUUUUGUUUCUACAAGGACCGUGGCUAUAUGACUAACCCAAUGAAAACAACAGCUAUGAAUAAUAUUGGCCCGACCUUGCUGAAUUAAAAAAACAAGGUUAAAUGGUACCUGCCGUUAAGUCUUAACUGAGGGCUUUUAAGGACCAUGGCAAUUCACAACAAAAAGUUUGAGAGAUGUCUUUGAAAGAAACAUGGCAUUCAUUUUAUGGUUUACGAUGCUUCCAUUUAGAGUCAUUCUUAGAGUUCAUGUAGCAGAUGAAAAUUUUACAAUUAUCCAGUAAAUAAAAACCUUCUUAGAUUUUUUCUUUAGGCUCUUUCUGCUUGAUCCAUAUCCUUACUUGUUUUAUGUCCUAAAACUGCAAAUCUUAACUUUUUGUAGGCACAAUUAAAAAUGGCUUAGCAUUUCUCCUAUAUGUAAGGAUUUCCUUUAACCAGUAAAAGGAGGUGUGGAACUUAAAAACCAUUGAGUAUCAUCAAAGGCCUACCUUUAACGUCAAGAACAAGUUGAUCACUGAGAUAAGAGCUGAUGGUUCCAUUUUUGUUCAGUCUCCAUUUCUGCCUAAAUUGCCCAUGUUCAGUCCAUAGGGCUACUUUAGCUCCAGGUGUGUCCCGGCCACCAAUCACAUCAAGACAUGUAUCACUGGCCUAAAAGGGUUAAGAAAUAAACUGGCAGUACUGUUGUUUGCUAAAGUAAAUUGACUUGGGUCCCUUUCUUGCAGGUGAACAAAUCAGACAUUAAGUGACUGUAUCUUAUCUAAAAAGAAUACUGGUAUGGCAUAAGUGUAAUUUCAUUAACCUUAUUUUUUUUUAAAGUCUUUUUUAUGGCUGGAGGAAGGAGAUGGUACAGAAAUAAACCCACUGAAAUAGAGGCACUUGUUUUUAUAAGGACAUCUGUGGAUGUUCAGUAAAGGUUUGCUGAAUUAGAAUUAUACGUGAACUCCCUGUUAGCUUAAAAUGUAUUAUGUUGAGCUUGGUUUUCUUACAGAAACAUCGGGUGAUGUCCUGAUGAUACCUAGACAAUAAUUACUUUUAAAUGCUUUUCAUUUUUGUUGAAGCAGGAGAAAAAUUAGAUAAUCCAUUAGCGAUACAAUAAAAAAAGAUUGUAAUGUCUUUAAACUAGUGUUCUGAUUCCCCAUAACAUCAAAUAGAAUGGAGGGGACACAGAAAAACCAAGUAAUCUAAAUUUUACCUUCUGAGCUUUUUCCAAUAACAGCAUCUUUCUCCUACUCCUACUCCAUUGUAAUAGUAGCUUCAUUUUGAAAAUAAAAGGAUCAACAUUUUCAGAAUCUCAAAGACAGCUGAUGUUAUCUGGGCUGUCAAGUAAGAAACGUCUCACAAAAGCACAUUGUCUAAUUCAGUUCCAGUGAUUUAUAUCCUUAGUUUUAAAAAAUAAUUUAGGUAUAUCCAUAGUAUAUGAUAACCAUAGGUUUUACUUAAAAAUCAAAACUAGAUUUUCUAGGUCAAAACAUUCCCCAAGGCCAUUUCACUUAAGUACUUUAGUAAUACAUACUUAUCAGUAUAUGAACAUGCAAUGAACCAUUUCUAGGAAUUUGCAUUACUUUAGGAAGCCAAUUGGUUUAGCAAGAUUCUAAUUUCCAAAAGAACAGACCAAAUACCAAAAGACAGGAGCACCGUAUUUAUGGGAUUGUUUACCCUGGAUUUAAAGAGUCCUCGGCAGUAGUGCCAGAUCUGAGUAUUCUUUCCACUGUAAGGAGAAAUACACACAGAUGUGGUCCUUGUGUCAGCUAGGUUUCCAGUGACUGUCAGAUAUUCAUCCUGUGCUUUGUUCUUUAUUCUGAUAUAUACUGCAGGCUGUAACAGGAAAAACAGAGCCACUUAAAAAUAAUCUUGUGAAUCUGGAAAGUUACCUCCCAAAAAGUAAAGCUUGGAGGGAAAGUAAGAAGUGACUAGUUGGGCUUGUUUGUCUGUUUCAUUUAGCAUAAAUCAUUAUUUUCUAUUUACAAGUCCCUAGGCUAUCCAGCAUAGAGCUUAAAUUGUACAUAUUAUACGUUUCUGAAGAGACCCUUUUAGAAGCGCACAGGUAAUACUUUCAUUCAUUAGAACUCUGUGUGUGGCAAGGAGUAGUGACUUGAUGAAUUUCAUUCAGUAACUAAGGUGUCCUUGCUAUGCUAGAGGAGGUAACAGUGGGAAUUUACAGCAAUUUAGGAAAGAUAAGUACAAUAAAUCAGACAGACUACACUGUCUUACGUUACAAUUAAUUGCCAAAUGACUGUUGGUCAAAUGAGUGCCUGGGAGCUGUAGUGAUUUCUUUGUUUAUGUAAGAACUUUAUACUUCUUCAAAGGAAGAGACCACACGUUCAAUCACUAAGUAUUUGAAAAUUGGGUAACAAAGGACUUGAUCCCUGUGCCUGGAAUGUAAUAAAAUAUUAAAUCUGGAUCUUACCUCUAA
This is a messenger RNA of Choloepus didactylus (southern two-toed sloth), 6466 nucleotides long. RefSeq names its product ribosomal oxygenase 2 (gene RIOX2). The record is from RefSeq and is a predicted model, not a curated record. Lineage: Eukaryota; Metazoa; Chordata; Mammalia; Pilosa; Megalonychidae. Gene Ontology annotation, molecular function: histone H3K4 demethylase activity; histone H3K36 demethylase activity. Bases 359 to 1753 code for a protein of 464 amino acids. The transcript has 10 exons. Gene Ontology annotation, cellular component: nucleolus.